Molecule: messenger RNA, 1870 nt
Organism: Paramisgurnus dabryanus
Lineage: Eukaryota; Metazoa; Chordata; Actinopteri; Cypriniformes; Cobitidae
Source: RefSeq, a predicted model, not a curated record
UUAAACACACAAUAAACAAUUAAAUUAACGCUGGUGUUGCUUGAAACCGUUUACUGACAGACGUCACUCACUUUCAAAGCCCGCCACCACGAGCCACUGGCGCCCCCUACGUCAGCUUGCGUAAAAACUUCCGGCUAAUCAAAUAAGGAGAUAAGCGCUGUCAUUGCUGCAGUCACCUCAAAUUAUCAAAUAUUUGGUGGUUUUAUUAAGAAGCACGAGGGUCUUGACUCUUUGUGAUUGAUUAAUGGGUAAAUGGAUGAGUAGUUCUUAACCUCACGACGCUGUUUACGUCUUUAUAUCUGCAAUAAUGCUCACUUUCGCUUUAACGCUAGUCCGACAUGGUGAGACCCAGUGCAACAAAGAUGGGCUUUUACAAGAUUUAAUUGUCCCAAAAACAUGGGGUGCUUUGGCUUUAGGUCAGAAGAUAGACGCUCCUCUUUCUGAAAUUGGGAUACGGCAGUCUGAAGCUGCUGGCCAGUAUCUUAGAGAUGUUAACUUUACCAAUGUGUUUGUGAGUGACAUGAAGCGUGCUAAACAGACUGCAGAGAUUAUUGUGAAGAAUAACAGAACCUGCCAUGAUAUUGAAUUAGUAACUGAUCCAUCACUUAAAGAGAGAUGUUUUGGUAUAGCUGAGGGAGGUCAAGUCAAAGAAAUGAAAAACAUGGCUAAAACAGCAGGAUGGUCUUUACCGGAGUUCACUCCUCCUGAAGGAGAGACUAUUGAACAGGUGAAGGCACGUAUUAAGGAUUUUCUUAAGGCUUUGUUCCAGCGAAUAGCUAAUGACCACCGAGACAAAAAUCAAGUUUCUGAAGCACCUGUUCUUAAAACUGAAGAGGUUCUUGCAGGACUCCCCAAUGAUGGAGUUUUAAAUGUGCCUGUCCAUGCUUUGGUGGUUGGACAGGGGGCUUAUAUGAGCAUACUUAUGCUGUAUGUCUUUGGGGACCUAAAGUGCCCUAUGCCCCAUGGUUCAGACCCAGCUCAAAGGUUUUCCAUCUGUCCAAACACAGGAAUGUGUCGAUUUAUUAUAACUUUGAAAUGUAGUAAUGCAGAUCUUACACUUUCAAACAUACAAUGUGUGUUCAUCAACAGAAGAGAGCACAUAAAGUAACAACAGAAGUCCGUAUACAAGAUAGCAGAAUGUUUACAUGUUUUGUGUAAAUAUAUGGCACUUUAGUUUUAUUCAGUAAUGUCUCUGGAUGCCAAAAUAUUAACAUUUAUGUUCAUAGGCAUUGUGAAGAGGUGACCAUUACAAUUAGUUGAAGUAAGUCUACAAACUAUAAUAAAUGUGUUAUUAGUAUUGAGACACUGAUAGUGGUAAGAGUGUCCUGACAUGUACUGAACUUGUGGUUGGUAAGGUGAAAAGAGCACAGAACAGUCAAUAAUACAGACAGCCAAAUUCAGUUGUAAUGGAACUUAGUGUUUUUAUGAAUAAAGGUUAAAUUGCAUUAAUUGUUUAAGACAACUAAUGAAUUGAGGAUCUGGAGGGAAGUAUUUAGUAUCUGGACCAUUUCAAAUGAUAUAAUCACUUAAAACAAACACCAAGCAUGUUGUCCAACUGGAAUCAGUCCAAAUCAAAUAACAAAAUCAGUUUAAACAUAUUAUGUCAAUCUAUCUUUAUUUCACCAUAGUACUCAACGUUUUCAUCAUCAUGAAAUGAGCAGAAACAUAUUGUGUUCAUAUUGUAAUGUAAGAAAGGAAGCAUUUAUCACCCUGUUUUGAAAUACAUUAUGUACUGGUGAUUACACUUUUAUGAAUUACUGUGUAAUGUAAUAAAAUGUACAAAUAUUUCAAGGGUAAAUAUUAUUUGAUGCAUUUGCCUGUGCUCAGAGUUGAGCGAAUACAUUUGAUAAAUUGAUAUUUUUUAGAUUAU